Molecule: messenger RNA, 2190 nt
Organism: Maniola jurtina (meadow brown)
Lineage: Eukaryota; Metazoa; Arthropoda; Insecta; Lepidoptera; Nymphalidae
Exons: 2
Coding region: 1-2190 (729 amino acids)
Molecular function (GO): nucleic acid binding; RNA-DNA hybrid ribonuclease activity
Source: RefSeq, a predicted model, not a curated record
AUGGCCGAGACCUUUUACCCCAAGGACUCCGAAGAGCAAGACUCCGAGGAGCACCGACGGGUGAGGGCCCUGGCGGAGCUCACGGAUAGCGAGACUUCCUCGGACCAGGGGGACCCCCCUUUCACUCAUUUAGAGUUAAAGCUGGCGAGUCGUUCUUUCGACCCGAAGAAAGCCCCUGGAGCGGACGGCUUCACCGCCGACAUAUGCCUGCAUGCGAUAAACCUCAACCCGGACCUCUUCUUGUGCCUUUUCAACCGACAUAAACUAGACAGCAAGAAGAUUGUCGUUCUGAUAUCACUGGAUAUAGAGGGCGCAUUUGAUAACGCUUGGUGGCCCAAAAUAAAGGUCAGGCUGGCGGAGGAAAAAUGCCCCAUAAACAUCCGACGGCUUUUGAGUAGCUAUCUAAAUGACAGGAGCGUCAAAGUCAGGUACUGUGGGGAGGAGUACGCAAUAGCUACCGAGAAGGGUUGCGUGCAGGGAUCUAUUGGCGGACCAAUAUUAUGGAACUUACUUUUAGACCCACUGCUCCGGGACUUGGAAACUAGUGGCGCGUACGUGCAGGCAUUCGCUGACGAUGUGGUGUUGGUGUUCGAGGGCGACACGGCCCUCGAAAUCGAACGGCAGGCAAACGCCGCCCUUGAACGUGUGAGAAUGUGGGGAGCGGCAAAUAAACUUCGAUUUGCGCCUCAUAAGACCAAUGCAAUGGUUAUGACGCGCAAAUUAAAGUACGACGACCCGCGUCUACGCAUGGGCGGGGUCGACGUUGCCUUGUCGAACGAAAUCAAACUGUUGGGUGUUGUCAUUGACCGAAAACUCACAUUCAACGCCCACGUCGCGAGUGUCUGCAAGCGCGCGGUAGCCUUCUACCAUCAGUUGGCACGAGCAGCUAAGGUCAGCUGGGGUCUCCACCCCGAAGUAAUCCGUACUAUCUAUGUAGCGGUGGUCGAACCUGUAGUUCUGUAUGCCGCCAGCGUAUGGGCGCCUGCUGUGGACAGGCUCGGAAUCCGGAAGCAGCUGAACGUGGUCCAGCGAGGCUUCGCACAGAAGCUCUGUAGGGCAUAUCGCACUGUCUCCCUGAACGCGGCCCUGUUGCUCGCUGGGAUACUCCCACUCGACCUUCGCGUCCGCGAAGCCGCGGCGCUGUAUGAGGCGAGGAAGGGGGUGCCCCAGCGAGAGAUAGGGGAUCGGGAGGUAGAGCGAAUGUCUUCGGCCCUUCGGUCACCGCAUCCCGCCAGUCAUCUCGACCUCGAGUUCAAGUGCCUGAUGGACCAGGAGCAACUUAUGGCCAAUAAUGACAAUGACUUCAAUAUCUAUACGGACGGUAGCAAGAUUGAGGGCAAGGUGGGGGCGGCGCUAUCCAUAUGGAGUGACGCCGCCGAAACCAAAGCCCUCAAGCUUGCGUUACCGUCUUACUGCACGGUCUACCAGGCGGAGCUUCUGGCGAUAUGCCGGGCGGCACGGAUGGCCGCAGCAAACUUGGCCGGAUCUGUCGGAAUUUACUCCGAUUCAUUGUCAGCAUUGCAGACGCUGCAAAAUCCAAAGGCUCUCCACCCCCUGGCGGUAGAAGCGCGAGGGUUCCUGCGAGACGCUUUGCUCCAGAACAAACGUAUAAGCUUGUUCUGGAUCAAAGCCCAUGCAGGACUGGAGGGGAAUGAGCGUGCCGACAAUCUGGCCAAGGAGGCUGCUCUGAAGUCUAAACGCAAAUUUGACUACGACAGCUGCCCCGUCUCAUUCAUCAAGCGAAGCAUUCGUAUGCGAUCGCUUGAUGAAUGGAACGACCGGUACCGAGCCGGUGAAACGGCCGGCGUCACCAAAAUAUUUCUCCCUGAUGCGGUGGCGGCCUACAGAGUUGUAAGUAAAAUGGAGGUGGACGGACUCGUCACCCAGGUGUUGACGGGGCACGGCGGAUUCUCCGAGUACUUGCAUCGCUUCAAGUGCAAGGAGAGUCCGUCCUGCAUCUGCGACCCCGGGGUGUCCGAGUCUGUUCCCCAUCUCCUGUUUGACUGUCCAGUUCAUGCGUAUAAACGAAUGAAGCUGGAACAAGAGAUCGAAAUUCAACUGUCGAUAGGUAAUAUUGCGGAUAUCAUACACGAUAAUAAAAAAAGGGAUGUUUUCUUUAAAUAUUGUAAAGAUAUAUGCAUAGAAGUAAAUAAGCGAAACAGUAACCUGAUUGGGAACAGAGCGGACUAA